AUGGGCUUGUUGGUGUUGGAAACUAUUGUUUUAACAAUUCUUCUUUUUAUUCCUAGAGUUUUUUCUGAUGAUACAAUUCCAAUUCCAGCUGAUAAAUCACAAUUAAAUAGUUGGUUUGAAGCAAAUGUUAAACCAUUAGAUUCAAGAAAAGACACUUUAGACCCUGCCCUCGUUGCUGCUGAGGCUAAUAAAACUAUCAUUAAGGUGAGGACAGAUGGAAGUGGUGAUUUCAAGACUCUAACAGAAGCUGUUAAAAGCAUUCCAGAAGGGAAUAAAAGAAGAGCUAUUAUUUGGAUUGGAGGUGGAAAUUACACUGAAAAAGUCAAAAUUGAGAGAAAUAAACCUUUUGUUACAUUAUAUGGAGACCCUAAAAAUGUCCCAAAUAUUAUAUUUCAUGGAACUGCAAAACAAUAUACUAUUGUUGAAAGUGCCACUGUCAUUGUUGAAUCUGAAUAUUUCAGUGCUGUUAAUAUCAACUUCGUGAAUACAGCACCAAGACCAGAUGGAAAAAUGGAAUUAGCUCAAGCAGCAGCAUUGAGGACAGGAGGAGAUAAAGCCUCAUUGUAUAAUUGUAAAAUGUUUGGAUUUCAAGACACUUUUUGUGAUGACAGUGGAAAACAUUUCUUUAAAGAUUGUUAUAUUGAAGGCACUGUUGAUUUCAUCUUUGGCAAUGGCAAAUCCAUAUAUUUGAACACAGAGGCACAUGUAAUUCCAGGGGAUCCAAUGGCAAUGGUAACAGCACAUGCAAGAGAUGCAGAAAAUGUAGACAGUGGAUAUUCUUUUGUGCAUUGUACUAUUACUGGAACAGGCAACACAGCAUAUUUGGGCAGGGCAUGGAAGCCUUUCGGUAAAGUUGUUUUCUUAUAUUCUGAUAUGACUGAUGUUGUUCACCCUGAAGGAUGGUCAGAUAAUGGCAAACCCGAAAACGACAAGUCGGUAUUUUAUGGAGAAUACAAUUGUAAAGGAGCAGGGGCAGCUUUGGAAAAAAGAGUUGGAUUUACAAAGAAAUUAAGUGAUGCAGAGGCAAAACCUUUUAUUUCCCUUGCUUAUAUUGAAGGUUCCAAGUGGCUUCUUCCUCCUGUGACACUUUAAAUAUUUGAAAAUUAUAAGGACACAUAAUUAAUAGUCCUAGUAAUUUUUU
Messenger RNA from Solanum stenotomum, 1141 nucleotides. RefSeq names its product pectinesterase 1-like. Bases 1 to 1092 code for a protein of 363 amino acids. Gene Ontology annotation, molecular function: pectinesterase activity. Lineage: Eukaryota; Viridiplantae; Streptophyta; Magnoliopsida; Solanales; Solanaceae. The transcript is spliced from 6 exons. The record is from RefSeq and is a predicted model, not a curated record. Gene Ontology annotation, biological process: cell wall modification.